GAUUGAAACAGCAAUAAUAUCUCUCACCCGGCCAUAUAUAUCUUUACUUGGGCAGUGUUAGAACUCAGAAGGCAAGAAACAAAGAGAGAGAAAAGUAUGGCAGGAGAGCAAGGAGUGAAGCUACUGGGAGCCUGGUUCAGCCCUUUUGCUCAAAGGGUUGAGUUGGCACUGAAGCUGAAAGGAGUAAAAUAUGUAGCUGUGGAAGAAGAUAUUUUCAACAAGAGCCCUCUCCUUCUCAAGUCAAAUCCAGUCCACAAGAAAAUCCCAGUCCUCCUCCAUAAUGAAAAAUCCAUCUGUGAAUCACUUGUUAUUGUUGAGUACAUUGAUGAAACCUGGAAACUCAACCCCAUUUUGCCUCAGGAUCCCAGUGACAAAGCUGUAGCAAGAUUCUGGGCUAAGUUUAUAGAUGAGAAGUUGAUAGAAGUGAUAAGAAAAAUCCUAUUUUCGGAAGGCGAGCAACAAGAGGAGGCAGUGAAGCAAGCAAAAGAAGCCCUAGAAGUGCUUGAAGAAGAGGUCAAAGGGAAGAAAUUAUUUGGAGGAGACACAAUUGGGUUAAUUGACAUAACUUUGGGAUGGAUUAGCCCAUGGUUGGGGGUCAUUGAAGAAGCUUCAAAUGUUCAAAUAUUUUAUUCUGAAAAAUUCCCUUGUCUUGCCAAAUGGGUGCUCAAUUAUCUUGAGUACCCUUUUGUCAAAGAGACUAUGCCACCAAGAGAUCAAUUGGUUGACUUCUUCAAGAAUUUUAGGCAAACUAUACUAGCUUCACAAGCUAGUAAAUGAGUUCUAUUUUAGAUUUUAAUCAUAAGCUAUGUUAAUAAUGUUAUAUUUUUGGGGUUUUGAAAUAAAGUUUGUAUUUUAUAUCGUAAAUGUGAUACCGAUAAAUAAAUUGUUACAUCAGUUGGGAUAUUAA
Pistacia vera is the source of this 907-nucleotide messenger RNA. Its product is annotated as probable glutathione S-transferase. Gene Ontology annotation, molecular function: glutathione transferase activity. NCBI's taxonomy places the organism in Eukaryota, Viridiplantae, Streptophyta, Magnoliopsida, Sapindales, Anacardiaceae. The record is from RefSeq and is a predicted model, not a curated record. Gene Ontology annotation, cellular component: cytoplasm. Bases 97 to 777 code for a protein of 226 amino acids. Gene Ontology annotation, biological process: glutathione metabolic process. The transcript has 2 exons.